Molecule: messenger RNA, 5222 nt
Organism: Cherax quadricarinatus
Lineage: Eukaryota; Metazoa; Arthropoda; Malacostraca; Decapoda; Parastacidae
Source: RefSeq, a predicted model, not a curated record
GCACCACCCACAGUGUUCGCUUCAUAGCCUAGUAAUACCACCAAGACCCUCGGCUCAUCAUUCCCCAUUGAACAAUUGAGCUGCACGCAAUCCAUCGCGCACUGCUGGUCCCGUCUUGCGUCCCUUUGAACCAUGUCGAUUGUAGAAGAGUCUGAACUCGUCAGGCUUCAGGACAACAUCGCUGAGGCACAUGUAAAGGCAGCGCUGACUGCUGACGAGGGCAGCGAGGCCAAGCUCAUCUCGUGGAGCGUUGAAGACUUCACUAACAAAGGCGAUAAUUACGCCACCAUCGUUACCAGUGUCAGUGUCAAGUUUUCCCUGCUGGGAAAAAAACAAUCUUCGUCAUAUGUGGUCAAGCUCCUACCACACUGGUCAUACAGUGAAGGCGGUCCGGAAUUUGGUCUAGCAGUAUUUGAGAAAGAGUCAGAAUUUUUCAAAGAAAUUCUUCCUGUGUUAAACUAUGAGCUGACCUCUCUUGGUUUCAGUCCCUUGAGAGUAGCGAAAUGGUUUUAUACAUCUUUAGAGAAAGAGAAAGAGAUGAUUUUCUUAGAAGAUCUUCGUCCACGAGGAUUUCAAAUGUUCGACCGAAAGAAGAGCCUGAGUGUGGCGCACGCCACUCUUGUCCUGCAGGAGCUGGCCAGACUGCACGCAGCCUCGCUCCUGUUAAAAGCCAAGGCUCCCACAGAGGAUCUAGCGGACAGGUUCACUCAUAUUAAAACUGAUUGGAUGACUUUCUCAGACUCUGCAAAAGCGAUGAUAAAUGGGGUUUUUUCUGGCUCAUUAAAUAGUUGUGAGCACUUAUUACAUAACAUAAAAGGCUAUGAGGUAGCAGAGCAGUGGAUAGCCAAGCACAAGGAUUACUGGGCUGAACUUAUACAGAUUCAGUUGGCCAGAAAUCCCAAGUUUGAUGUCAUUUGCCACGGUGACUGUUGGAACAACAAUAUGCUCUUCAGGUAUAACAAAGAAGGGGAUCCCGUUGAGGUUAUGCUCUUGGACCUCCAGCUGAAUCGUGUUGCCUCUCCGGCCACAGACCUCAAUUACUUUCUAUACACGAGUCUCCACGGUCAUGACAGGAAGGCAAACUGCCAGUACUUCCUCUCCUCCUACUACGACACUUUUCGAGGGAUGAUGGAGGCUGGAAGAAGAAACAUGCCUUUCACCCUGCAGGAACUACGUCAGGAGUACAAAGAUAAGAUGGAAUAUGGGAUCAUUUUCGGUGCAGCGUCGGUGCCGUUUUUAUUAGGUGAGAGUAAGGAUGCUCCCGAUUUGAUAAACAUGAAGGAAGAAAACGUUACCGAGUUAUCAGAGGCGAUGCAAUUAAAGACCCAGAAUUUGGUGGAAAACAAUCCGCUCUUUCGAUCUCGAGUUCUCGCCAUAUUUGACGAACUGAUAAAGCAGGCCGCCACCAAGUCUUUAAACUGUCCAGAUAUGUCAAGUGUAGAAGAGUCUGAACUCGUCAGGCUUCAGGACAACAUCACUGAGGCACAUGUAAAGGCAGCGCUGACUGCUGACGAGGGCAGCGAGGCCAAACUCAUCUCGUGGAGCGUUGAAGACUUCACUAACAAAGGCGAUAACUACGCUACCAUCGUUACCAGUGUCAGUGUCAAGUUUUCACUGCUGGGAAAAAAGCAAUCUUCGUCAUACGUGGUCAAGCUCCUACCAAAAUGGUCAUUUAGUGAAGACGCUGGGAAAUUUGGUCUAGCAGUAUUUAAGAAGGAGUCAGAAUUUUUCAAAGAAAUUCUUCCUGUGUUAAACUAUGAGCUGACCUCUCUUGGUUUCAGUCCCUUGAGAGUAGCGAAAUGGUUUUAUACAUCUUUAGAAAAAGAGAAAGAGAUGAUUUUCUUAGAGGAUCUUCGUCCACGAGGAUUUCAAAUGUUCGACCGGAGGAAGGGCCUGAGUGUGGCACACGCCACUCUUGUCCUGCAGGAGCUGGCCAGACUGCACGCAGCCUCGCUCCUGUUAAAAGCCAGGGCUCCCACAGAGGAUCUAGCGGACAGGUUCACUCAUCUUAAAACUGAUUGGAUGACUUUCUCAGACUCUGCAAAAGGGAUGAUAAAUGGGAUUUUUUCUGCCCCAUUAAAGAGCAGUCAGCAGUUAUUGCAUAACAUAAAAGGCUAUGAGGUAGCAGAGCAGUGGAUAGCCAAGCACAAGGAUAACUUGGCUGAGCUUAUAGAGAUUCAGCUGGCCAGAAAUACCAAGUUUGAUGUCAUUUGCCACGGUGACUGUUGGAACAACAAUAUGCUCUUCAGGUAUAACAAAGAAGGGGAUCCCGUUGAGGUUAUGCUCUUGGACCUCCAGCUGAAUCGUGUUGCCUCUCCGGCCACAGACCUCAGUUACCUUCUAUACACGAGUCUCCACGGACGCGACAGGCAGGCAAACUGGCAGGACUUCCUCUCCUCCUACUACGACACCUUUCGAGGCGUGAUGGAUUAUGGGAGAAGAAGCAUGCCUUUCACGAUGGAGGAACUUCGUCAGGAGUACAAAGAGAAGAUGGAAUAUGGGAUCCUUUUCGCUGCAAUGUCGGUGCCGAUUUUAUUAGGCCAGAAUAAGGAUGCUCCUGAUAUGAUAAACAUGAAGGAAGAAAACAUUGCCGAGUUAUCAGAGGCGUUGCAAGAAAAAACACAGAACAUGUUGGAAAACAAUCCGCUCUGUCGAUCUCGAUUCCUCGCCAUAUUUGACGAACUGAUAGAGCAGGCCGCCACCAAGUCUUUAAACUGUCCAGAAGAAGCUGAGCUCGUCAGGCCUCAGAAAAACAUCACUGAGAUACACGUAAAGGCAGCGCUGAUGGCUGACAAGGGCAGCGAGGCCAAGCUCAUCUCGUGGAGCAUUGAGGACUUCACUAACAAGGGUGAUAACUACGCCACCAUCGUUACCAGCGUGAGCGUCCUGUUCUCACUACUGGGAAAAGAGCAAUCUUUGUCUUACGUGGUCAAGCUCUGCCCACAAUGGUCAUUUAGUGAAGACUUUACGAAAUUUGGUCUAGCAAUAUUUAAGAAGGAGUCAGAAUUUUUCGAGGAGAUUCUUCCUGUGCUAAAUUAUGAACUGACCGCUCUUGGUUUCAGUCCCUUAAGAGUAGCAAAAUUUUUUUAUUCAUCUUUAGAAAAAGAGAAAGAGAUGAUUUUCUUAGAAGACCUUCGUCCACGAGGAUUUCAAAUGUUCGACCGGAAGAAGGGCCUGAGUGUUGCGCACGCCACUCUUGUCCUGCAGGAGCUGGCCAGACUGCACGCAGCCUCGCUCCUGUUAAAAGCCAGGUCUUCCACAGAGGAUCUAGCGGAUAGGUUCACUCAUAUUAAAAUUGAUUGGAUGAACUUCUCAGACUGUGCAAAAUCGAUGUUAAAUCAGAUGUUUUCUGGCCCAUUAAAAAGUAGUGAGCAGUUAUUGCAUAACAUAAAAGGCUAUGAGGUAGCAGAGCAGUGGAUAGCAAAGCACAAGGAUAACUGGGCUGAUCUUAUAGAGAUUCAGUUGGCCAGAAAUCCCAAGUUUGAUGUCAUUUGCCACGGUGACUGUUGGAACAACAAUAUGCUUUUCAGGUAUAACAAAGAAGGGGAUCCCGUUGAGGUUAUGCUCUUGGACCUCCAGCUGAAUCGUGUUGCCUCUCCUGCCACGGACCUCAAUUACUUUCUAUACACGAGUCUGCACGGCCAUGACAGGAAGGCAAACUGCCAGUACUUCCUCUCCUCCUACUACGACACUUUUCGAGGGGUGAUGGAGGCUGGAGGAAGAAACAUGCCUUUCACCCAAGAGGAACUUCUUCAGGAGUACAAAGAUAAGAUGGAAUACGGGAUGAUUUUCUCUGCAAUGUCGGUGCCGGUUUUAUUAUGUGAGAGUAAAGAUGCUCCUGAUUUGAUAAACAUGAAGGAAGAAAACCUUGCCGAGUUAUCGGAGACGUUGCAAGAAAAGACCCAGAACUUGUUGGAAAAUAAUCCGCAGUUUCGAUCUCGAUUCCUCGUCAUAUUUGACGAACUGAUACAGCAGGCUGCCACCAGGAAAUAAACUUUUUUUAUAUAAUUUAUUUAGCGCAACGGUCUUUAUUUGUUCAAACCGAGCACUUGUACAUCCACAUAACACAUGUAACAGUGUCAGAAUUAAUAUAAUUAAUUUGUAAGAAGGCUUUUCAUGAUUACAGAAAUAACAGUAUAUGCAAAAGAUCAUAAGGCUGAACGUUCAUGAAUACCGACAAUAAACGUAACUUGUUCGAAAGCUUUGAGUUAUGUUGACUGCAUGAAGACAGUUGUUGGCUUUUUAUAUGUAUCUUCAUUGGAAGAUUAACCACACACAUAUUAGAUAUGUGUUGUGAAAAAAAAGUUCCAGCAUAGUUUCAGCACAUUUGUGUAUGCAAUAAUUUUGCAAAAAUCAUUCUGAAACUUACGAAAACAAAUGUAUUUCGUUGUGUUUAUUUUUAAAUUAUUGUAAACUUAUCUAAAAUACAUUCAGUUAAAAUAAAGUUAGGUCAGGUUCUAAGGUUCUUCUCGUACAAAAUUAUAUAUAUGGCACACGCCUUGACCCACAGACCAUCCGCAUUGGUGUUGCCCUUCGACUUGCCGCCCCUAUUCUCGCCGAACACAGUUGUAUUUGUGGCAGUGAAGCAGCAGACCGAUUCGGGUACCAUGGUCUUGUGUGCCGUAAAUCCGAGGGAAAGAUUGCAAGACAUGAGGAGGUUAAUAACAUUAUCAAGAGGAGCCUCACAACAGCUGGAUGCCCAGCAGUAAGGGAGCCACCCCAACUAUGCAGAUCUGAUGGCAGCCAGAAGCGUCCAGAUGGUAUCACCCUUCAAGCCUGGACAGAUGGGAAGCAGGUGGUGUGGGACUAUACAUGUGCAUCUACCUUGGCUGAUACCUAUCUCCAAUACACCAGGGAGGAAGGAGGGGCAGCUGCCAGCUUCAGGGAGUCCCAAAAGUCUAGAAAAUAUGGAGAACUUGCCCAUCAUUAUAUGUUUGUUCCCAUAGGCUCAGAGACCCUUGGCUCAUGGGGAAAGAGUGCAUCUAAUUUCCUUAAGGAGCUGGGAAAAAGACUCAUCAGGGUAACUAGGGAUCCCAGGGCAGCUAGUUUUCUGUUCCAGAGGCUCAGUGCGGCUGUUCAAAGGGGUAAUGCCUGCUGUAUUUUGGGCAACACGCCCCAGCUCUGAGGAGCUGGAUGAGAUUUUCGCCCUAUAAUCAGUGAUACACACGUAACAACAUGUACCGUAUAUGCCACUUUUAUAUUAACAAUGUAUCUCUUAAAUC